AUGUCAAGGGUCGAAGAGUCGUGUUUUGCUCUUCGAACAACCAUAAUACAUGGGCUGAAGUCAUCUGGGGUGGAUGUUCAUUUAUAUGUACCAUUCCACCUUGAUGUUUGGAGAUACCUAAUGCAAGGUAAAGGGGAAGCUAUCAAAAGAGGUAGCAAAUUAUAUCAAAAGGAAGACUUUGUUAGGUUUGUCGAUUGGCCAGAUCAUUGGAGUUAUAUCAUGAAUCUCCAUGGCACAGGAAGAGCAAUCGAUUUUCCCAUAAAAGUAAGGCCAUUCCUGGGGAAAUCAUGUGUGAAAGAUUUUGUUGUGGGGGAUGAUGGAGCAAUUGUGAAAGCUCCUAUAUUAUAUACUGAAAAGUUAAGUAUUUAUUUUGUAAAAAGAGCAUGUAAUCCUAACAAUAUAUAA
Molecule: messenger RNA, 405 nt
Organism: Paramuricea clavata
Lineage: Eukaryota; Metazoa; Cnidaria; Anthozoa; Malacalcyonacea; Plexauridae
Source: the annotation of a GenBank genome assembly